Molecule: messenger RNA, 2673 nt
Organism: Verticillium alfalfae VaMs.102
Lineage: Eukaryota; Fungi; Ascomycota; Sordariomycetes; Glomerellales; Plectosphaerellaceae
Exons: 6
Coding region: 1-2673 (890 amino acids)
Source: RefSeq, a predicted model, not a curated record
AUGAUGAAGAACUUUAGCGUUGCUAUCAACUGCCCCUUGCCAGCUGAGAUAUCGAUCAAGGAUGUCAAACGGGGCAUCCAGAGGCUCAGCGGGACGUUCCAUGAACGGGUCCUCUCAACCACCGACGUGUUAUGCACUUCUGAGGAUCGCGACCGAGAUUCACCACAGACUCGCCUCCAGGUGGCACGGCAAGGCGGUGUCACUGUCUCUUUCGACUGGCUUCAAGAUUCAUUCGCAGCUGGCCGCUUUGUGGACCCCCUUGAAUAUCCCAUCUCUCAAGAACCAUGGACCCUUCGCGGGGAGGAUGAGGAAAACAGUGAGACAGAAAUUGAGGAAGAGAGCGAGGAAGAGAGCGAGGAAGAGAGCGAGGAAGAGAGCGAGGAAGAGAGCGAGGAAGAGAGCGAGGAAGAGAGCGAGGAAGAGAGCGAGGAAGAGAGCGAGGAAGAGAGCGAGGCGCAACGCGUGGAAUGCUGUGGCAAUAUCACCAUCCUACUCCGAAUUCUCUACUUCCGUGUGAUGAAGGCGGUCGAAAAAGAAACGGAGGGCGAGAGUGACGCAGAGCGCAUGGAAUGCAUUGACCAUAUCAAUGCUAUAUUUCGUUGCUUAGAAGCUACCUUGUCGACAGCGGUUGGGGAAAACAUGGAAGGCGAGAGUGAAGCAGAUGACGAAGAGAGUGACGAGAGUGAGGAGAGUGAGGAAGACCGUGAGGAAAGUGAGGAAGACCGUGAGGAAAGCGAGGAAGACCGUGAGGAAAGCGAGGAAGAAACCACCCUGGCUCGAUUCGACCCCGGGAGGCCUUUGUAUAACUGUGGCAUUGUCGUAGCCGACGAAUCCCCUUAUAUGACCAAGGCGCAGCUUGAGAAAGAAGUCGUUCAUCUUGGAGGGGUAUCAUUAUUUAGUCUCUCGAAGGAUACUACUCACUUUGUGGCCUCGCGAGCGACAUACAACAAGCUUCCGCAAGCUGUCCUCUCGUACUUCCACAAAGUCUCCUUCGUCAAUCAUGGUUGGCUAGACGCCUGCUCGCAACAGGGCUCUCUAGUACAUGUUGGUCCGUACAUACACGACAGGCUGGACGAAGAAGAGAGCGAAGAAAGUGAAGAAGUGGACCGGGAGGAGGACGAAGACAAAAGCGAAGAGAGUGAAGAAGAGGACCGAGAGGAGGACGAGGACGAGAGCGAAGAGGAAGACAACACGAAAACGGUGAGCCUGGGGCGUAGAGCGCCACGCAAUUCGUCAGAAAUUGUCGUUUCCCUUGAUCACCUUGAUGAGCAAGGACUGCGUGAAAGCAGGCCAGCAGUGACAACUGCAGGACGCGGGAAAGCUUGGCAGGUCAGGCAGCAUGACGAAAUCACGGAGCACUCUUGGUUGCAUGCGAAUCCGCUCGCCCCUGUUUCGAGGACUAGACCUUCACCAUCCUCAGCUCGCCCCGUCUCUACGUCCUGUCUUCCCGGCUUUGCCUCCGUUUUGCCCUCUCCGCGUCUACUUCGCGAGUCGAUAUAUUCAUCACCAGGACAGUGGCAGGACAUCAAGGUCCUCUUCUACCCUUCUUCCCUGCCUCAGGCAUUCCACAAGCCACUGGUGGUUGACGAGAUGGAAGGCCUUGUCCUCGUCGCUUUUCGCCCGAUGGAGGACAUUUUUCACGUAAAUGCCUUGAUGACGAAUCUCCUCCUCGGUCGCGCAAAGCCAGCCCAGAGUGACAAGAACGAUGUUCCUCGAUCUUGCCAUUCUGACAUCGUGGCUCGAGGAAUAGUACUGGCUCGGCUCGAUGCAAACGUGCGUCGUUGUCGAGCCGACAUGCUUUUGAUAGGUCCCGCCGAGCGACUGAAUCCAAAGCUUCCGUAUGUCUAUAAGGUGAGGGCUGGUCGCGAAUGCGCGUCAAGGAUCGCCCGACUGCCAGCCUGCCAGCUGAAGACUGCCCGACUGUAUUCAAAGACUGCACGGCCGCCAGGCCAUGGCCUACUAAUAUUCCCGCAUCAAUUUGACAUGUUUGCGGCACUGAACAUCGCCGUGAGCUGCCCACUGCCUAAUGAGAUCUCUCUGCAAGAGGUCAAGACCUGGAUUUACAGGCUCGGCGGGAGCUACCAUGAGCAGGUUUACGAAACGACGCAAGUCUUAUGUUCUACGGACCACCGAAUUCGAUAUCUGCACCAGGAUGCCUUCCGAGCCACGCAGCUGCGGGCGGCUGUCGUUUCUUUCGAAUGGCUCCAAGGAUCAUAUGACCAAGGCAAGUUUCUGCCCGUGUCACAUUAUCUUUUGAAUACGCGGCGGAAUCCAAAAUAUGCCCCGCUCACAGGCUGUGUCAUCGCCUUCACGAGCAGCUUUCCUUUGCCCAAAGGGAGUGAGAGCUACGACGGCGUGCGCAACGCCAUUAUCAGACUAGGUGGCACUCACAGGACGGGCGUACGGCCAGAUGUCUUGACGCAUUUCUGCGUCACCGAAAAGGAACUCAAUCGGCACGACUCGCUCGUCCAGCACGUCCUCAUGCAUGAUCCACGACCCGACCGGGAGCCGCUCUGGAUAGUCAGCCAUCAGUGGUUGACCGAAUGCCUGGAACGUCACGAACGGGUUGGAGAGAGCGAUUUCACGUUUCCGAGCUGCAGUCAUGGUGGGGGCAUCCAUGGCACCGGCGGCGAGGACAGCGAGGACGAUGUGGACAGCGACGAGUCGAUAUGA